This is a messenger RNA of Parnassius mnemosyne (clouded apollo), 609 nucleotides long. The record is from the annotation of a GenBank genome assembly. NCBI's taxonomy places the organism in Eukaryota, Metazoa, Arthropoda, Insecta, Lepidoptera, Papilionidae.
AUGGCUCCGCCACCUGCGGUGCCGGAAGCGGACCACCAGUACGACGACGACGGCAUCCCGGAAGGGACCGGGGUAGACCUGAGAGUGGCGGUACGUAGGCUUAAGGCCAGGAAUACCGCCCCAGGACCCGAUGGCUUGCCUGGCAAAGCCUGGGUCCUGGCCUCGGAGGCUCUCGGGCCCCGACUGGAGGGGCUCCUAAGCGCAUGCUUGGAGAGAGGCCAAUUUCCGCUUCGUUGGAAGACGGGGAAGCUGGUCCUCAUUCAGAAGCCGGGGCGCCCUGCGGACUCUCCGUCCGCAUACCGGCCCGUGGUGCUGCUCGACGAGGUGGGCAAGCUCUUUGAAAGAGUCAUUGCAAACCGCCUCGCCGAGCACCUUGCGGGGACGGGGCCGGAUCUUGCGGAACACCAGUUUGGUUUCCGCAAGAGGCGCUCUACGGUGGACGCCAUCAUGCGCGUGAGAGCCCUCACGACGGGGGAUGCAGUGGCCAGGGGGGGGGAGUUGUUUUGGCGGUGUCUCUCGACAUCGCCAACGCCUUCAACUCCAUGCCCUGGAGCUGCAUUAGGGAGGCACUCCGGUAUCACCGGGUGCCGACCUAUCUCCGUCGUAUAG